Topomyia yanbarensis is the source of this 397-nucleotide messenger RNA. RefSeq lists its product as uncharacterized. The record is from RefSeq and is a predicted model, not a curated record. The transcript has 2 exons. The coding region runs from base 80 to 397 and encodes 105 amino acids. Lineage: Eukaryota; Metazoa; Arthropoda; Insecta; Diptera; Culicidae.
UCUUUGUGCCGGUGAAGAGUGCCAGUGGUUGGUCGCGAGUCGGUCGCGUGGACGCGGAACGCGCGUGUGUGUCGAAACCAUGAGCCUGUCAAUUACGGUACUUCUGCUGGUGGCGAUCGUGGUGGUGCAAUGUUUUGCAGGAAUUCCCCGCACAUAUGAUAUUCGGACCGAAGAAGAACGAUAUGGUCAGUAUGAGCGGGUACUGCUGGGACUGUCUACAUCUGAAGGACUCAGCGUGGAUAGCAAGCUGCUGGCGAAGGUGCGGGAGGUACUGUUUGAGGAUGAAGCUAGUCAAUCGACGGAACCAGGAAAAAGAGUCGUUGCGGUACAAUUAGAACCGCCUAAGCAGUCCCGGGAAAUAGCACAGUUACUGUAUAAGAAUAGACGUAAAUAUUAG